This is a messenger RNA of Leptopilina heterotoma, 1866 nucleotides long. Its product is annotated as alanine--glyoxylate aminotransferase 2-like. The coding region runs from base 184 to 1638 and encodes 484 amino acids. Lineage: Eukaryota; Metazoa; Arthropoda; Insecta; Hymenoptera; Figitidae. Gene Ontology annotation, molecular function: transaminase activity; pyridoxal phosphate binding. The transcript has 9 exons. Gene Ontology annotation, cellular component: mitochondrion. The record is from RefSeq and is a predicted model, not a curated record.
AAUAUAAAGACUUUGGUGGUGCGCGCGCAACUCCCCGCUUUUUUUCGCUUACUUAGAGGCUUUAUAAAUGACGUCACUGGAGUAGGUCGCGACACAUAGUUGACAACUGCAUUCACAAGUCGAGGAUCAGCCGACUUCCGUCUUUUCAAUCAGAUUGAAAGUGAGACAGUGAAUUUUUCAAAAAUGACAGAAACUAUAGAGCAAAUGUCCAAAUCGGACACUCUAAAACUUCGAAAUAGACAUAUUGGAGAAUCGUGUACACUUUUUUAUCGAUCCAAUCCCUUGAAGAUUGUUAAGGGUGAGGGGCAAUAUUUAUACGAUGAAAAAGGCGAACGUCAUCUCGACUGCAUCAACAAUGUUGCCCACGUUGGCCAUUGCCAUCCUGAUGUGGUGGAGGCGGGACAAAAACAAAUGGCCUUAUUGUCCACAAAUAAUCGUUUUCUACAUGAUGAUUUAGUAAUUUGUGCCAAAAGAUUGACAUCAUCUCUUCCAGAACAGCUGUCUGUUUGCUAUCUCGUCAAUUCAGGAAGUGAAGCUAAUGAUUUGGCCCUUCGACUUGCACACACACACAAUGGAAAUAAGGACAUUAUUGUCUUAGACCAUGCUUACCAUGGACAUUUAACAUCCAUGAUUGACAUCUCACCGUACAAGUUCAAUCAACCGAAGGGAAUUGGAAAAAAAGAUCACAUUCACGUGGCACCAUGUCCAGAUGUAUACCGUGGAAAAUAUCGUGACGUCGACUAUCCUGGCGAGGAUCUUGGUCUGAAGUACGCGAAUGACGUGAGAAAAAUUUGUAAGGAUGUGAAAGAAAAAGGACGAGGGAUUUCAGCUUUCAUUGCCGAGAGUCUUAUGUCCGUCGGUGGACAAAUUCUACCACCUAAAAAUUACUAUAGAAACGUCUACAGACAUGUUCGAGAAGCUGGUGGCGUUUGCAUUGCUGAUGAAGUGCAAGUUGGAUUCGGGAGGGUUGGAACUCAUAUGUGGGCUUUCCAGCUUUAUGGUGAAGACAUAAUUCCAGAUAUAGUCACUGUCGGAAAACCCAUGGGUAACGGACAUCCCGUUGCAGCAGUAAUCACUACAAGGGAAAUUGCUCGAAGUUUCGCUGAUACUGGAAUUGAAUAUUUUAACACGUAUGGAGGGAAUCCAGUUUCGUGUGCAAUUGCCAAUGCAGUAAUGGACGUGAUUGAAAAGGAAAAUCUUCAGAAGCGUGCACUGGCGGUGGGCAAUUAUCUUCUUCAAGAACUGAAGAAACUGCAAAAACGUCAUCCUAUUAUUGGUGAUGUUCGUGGAGCGGGAUUAUUCGUGGGAAUUGAAUUAGUUAAGGACAGAGUGAAAAGGACACCAGCAACUGCUGAGGCUAAGCGAAUAGUAAUGAGACUGAAGGAGGAAAAAAUUCUCAUCAGCAGCGAUGGUCCCGAUGUUAAUAUUUUAAAAAUUAAACCACCAUUGGUUUUUAAUAACGAAAAUGUUGAUCAUUUACUCACUGUAUUAGAUGAAAUUCUCAAGGAAAUUGAAAUCGAAGAUGAGGAGGUCGCGGAGCAAAGGGUCAAUAUUCGCAAAGCAGUGAUAAAGCCAGUGAAAAUUGAAGGAGAUGGAGUUUCCAAUAAAGUAAAACCAGUUCUUGUACGAGCGAGUUAAUUUUUUUAAUUUUUAAUUUUAGUAUUUUAUUGAUAUUCUAUGUUUGUGUAUGUGUAUGAAAGAGAAGAGUAAAUGUGAUGAUUAAAAUUUAUCAUUUUUUGUAAAUAUGCAUGAAUGCGAUAACAUUUCUCAAUAUUAAUUUCCAGUAAUAUAAAUAAAGUAUAGAUAUAAUUAUAUAUAUUGUAUGUCAAUAGUUGAAAUUUCUGAAUAAAAAUCAUACGAAUUGUA